Messenger RNA from Cordyceps militaris CM01, 2478 nucleotides. Its product is annotated as AAA family ATPase, putative. Gene Ontology annotation, molecular function: ATP hydrolysis activity; ATP binding. The record is from RefSeq and is a predicted model, not a curated record. NCBI's taxonomy places the organism in Eukaryota, Fungi, Ascomycota, Sordariomycetes, Hypocreales, Cordycipitaceae. The transcript has a single exon. Bases 1 to 2478 code for a protein of 825 amino acids.
AUGGCCCGCACCAAGCAAACUGCUCGCCGGAGGGCCCCUAGUGCCGCGUCCAGCGACUCUGGCACCGGCGCGGGUCGCUUCUCAAAAUUUAAAUGUGCCUUUACCAAGGACGGCGCUGUGUCCGAGUUCAUCUGGAAGUGGCGCUGCAAGCUGUUUGGCAGCGGCAACAAGGACAACGAUAACGACUCGUCGGACGAGGAGGAGGCCGGCGGUGAUCCCGUCAGCAAGGUCAUGUACGAGGGCCCGGACUCGUCCACGUGGAACUACAACUGGGUAGACUAUCCGCCCAAGCAAAUAUCAAAGGCCACCGCCCGCGAGCACGGCCGCGUCGCCAUCAAGGUCUUCAAGGUCAAGGACCACGAGAAGCAGUGCAUCUCGGGGCGCCUGCCGCUCAAGUACCACAGCAUCCAGGUGCAGAACCUGGCCGUCGUCGCCGCGCUCGUGCCCAUUCUCAAGAAGCAAGACCACCACGUUAGCGAAACCGAGACGGCGACGUUCACCGCCCCCUUUCACGUACUCUUCUUCUGCCAGGACGAGAUCAAGCAGCUCUACAAUGGACUGGCCAAAGACGACAUCUUGGCCCCGUACCUCAAGCUGUUUGUCGACGCCAUGGAUUCCGUUCUCAAGGAAAUGCACACGAAGCUGGACAACCUCGGCGGAUCGAGUCUCAUUUCCUUUGCCACCGCCUGGACUCUCUUCUCCCGCGGCACCACCCUCUACAGCACCGAUCUCGAGUCUGAAUUCCUCUGCAAAGUCAUCAAGGCCGACUACGUCACCACCUCCUGCGGCGACUCGUUUCUGCAAAUCAGCGUCAAGGUCCUCCGCUUCAACGGCGAUUCCUUUGUCUGGGCCAGCAAGAUGCUGCGCCUCGGCAGCUUCUCCGGCAACAAGCCCAUCAAGCAGCUGCGCCACUACCCCAUCGAGCACCACGCCGACAUUGCCAGCGUGUACGACCGCCUCCAGAACCGCGGCAAGAUGAUGCUCGACCUGCAGGGCCUCCAGUACCGCUGCUACAACAACGUCGCGCUCUACUGGCAGGACAGCAAGACGGUCAGCAAGCACAACGUCGAGGGCCGCAUCCUCAUUGACGUCUCGGGCUACCAAAAGUACCAGGACGACGACCUGCACCGCAACAGCGCAAAGCGCAAGUCGUCCAAGCGCCGCAACGAGGACGAGGACGACCAGGAUGACUGGGGCAUCGGCGCAUGGGACGACGAAUCCGACAAUGACUCCGACGCCGAAUCCAUCAACCCGUUUUCCGACACGGACUCCGACAAUUCGUACGACAGCGACGAUGACGACGCGAACCGGCCCGAGAAGCGCACGCUCCGAAAGCACAUUACUGAAGCGCAGUGCUUGCGCAACAAGGAAAUGAUGCUACGCCGCAAGGACGACCUGCCAUUUCUGUACGGCCUCGUCGGUGGCUACGCCCUCAAGACGAAGCUCUGGGUCGAGUUUUACAUUGAGGACAUUGAGCCGCUCAUCUGGAAUGACACGGCCUACUCGCAUCUCGUGUACGACGAGCAGCAAAAGGACCUCAUCCUGUCCUUUGUCCAGUACCACAGCUUCACCAACAACACCAUCGCCACGCCGACUACCACCAAUAGCACCACCACCACCGCGACAAAACCCGCGCUCCCUGCGAGCGACUCGAGCUCCACCGCCAACGAAGACCCGUCCGAUAGCAGCAGCACGCCGAAGCGCACCCUCGCGCCUAUUGACGACGUCAUCGCCGGCAAGGGCCAGGGUCUCGUGAUCCUGCUCUCGGGCCCGCCCGGCACCGGCAAGACGCUCAUGGCCGAGGCCGUCGCCGACCGCACGCACCGGCCGCUCGUCUACCUGCAGGCCGAGGACCUAGGCACGCACGCCGGCGAGCUCGGCACCCGUCUCAAGCGCUGCCUCACCAUGGCCGCCGAGUGGAAUGCCGUCGUGCUCCUCGACGAGGCCGACGUCUUCAUGGCCGAGCGCGACCCCAACAACAUUCACCGCAACGAGCUCGUCAGCAUCUUCCUUCGCGAGCUCGAGUACUUUCGCGGCAUCCUCUUCCUCACCACCAACCUCUACCAGACCAUUGACCCGGCCUUUCGCAGCCGCGUCAGCCUCCACCUGCUCUUUGCCUCCCUCCCCCGCGACGCCCGCAAACAGGUCUGGCGCAACUUUCUCUCCCGCCUCGCACCCCAGAGCCUCGCCGCGCCCCCCGCGGCGGCGGCGGGCAAGGGUAAGGAGAUUGCCUCGGAAGAAGAGCUGGAGACCGUCGACGGCAACGCGGUGGUGCCGACGCUGAGUGAGACGGAUAUUGACGAGAUUAGCCUCUGGCAGCUCAACGGUCGCGAGAUCAAGAAUGCGGUCAAAAUGGUGCGCACGUGGUGCGACCAUAAGAACUACGUCAUGACGCUUGACAGGCUGGAGAGCGGCAUCCGCGUGACGAACCCGUGCGCCACAAAGAGCGCCGAGGUAGACCAUGAUCUAUACGCGUGA